Molecule: messenger RNA, 1551 nt
Organism: Habropoda laboriosa
Lineage: Eukaryota; Metazoa; Arthropoda; Insecta; Hymenoptera; Apidae
Product: vicilin-like seed storage protein At2g18540
Exons: 3
Coding region: 1-1551 (516 amino acids)
Source: RefSeq, a predicted model, not a curated record
AUGAGUUUCUUUCCGUUGGAGGAGGUGAAAUGCGGUCCUUUGAAGCCGAGAAAGUAUCCCGCGACUGUGGUCGGCACACCGAACGCGACUUGGGGCUAUAGACUGCUCGAGAAAUCGAACUGCAAGCUGUUCAAGGUCCCGGAAUCGUUCGAGAGCUUGGACGAAGAGAAGAGGAGAGAGUACGAGCAUCUGACGAAGAUCCUUGAGUUCGAGGGACUCACUAACAGGAGGAUUAAGAAGAAGAAAGUGUGGCAACGGGUUCAGCAAGAUCUGCUAGCCUACCAGGACACGGUGAACGUUCGCCGCCAAAAGCUGCGAGAAGUGCUGUUAAAAGAAGAAGUAAACCUGAUCCGCGAGGUAGUGGACCAAGCUCAGCACGGGGACGACGCCAGGAUGGACGACAUGCGUCGCAGAACGGAAGAAAUUCACAAGGAACGAGAAGAACAGCGUCUCUCCGUGGUAGCAGCGAAAAGAAUGCAACAGUACCUAGCCCAAUACCCGGAAAUCCGUCAAAAAUUAUCGAAAAUAUCCACAGUCGAGGCAAAACAAGGCAACUUAGCCCAGAUGGCAGACAACGAAGCGAAGAGGCAGGCAGAAAGAGAACUAGAUCACUUGUGGCACGAUUUGAUGCUGAAAGAAGUGGAAGCAAAGAAGCAGAGAGAAAUAGAAGAUGCGAAGAGACGUUGCCUGCUCGAGAAGGAUACCGUGGACACUCUGGCGAAGCAGGUAGCAGGAAAAUUGGCUCUGGAAGAGCAGAAAAAGCAGGUGAGGAAGGAGGACGAGAAGUUUUUGGAGGAACUAUGGGAGACACUUCGCGAGGAAGAGUUGAAGAAGCUGGAGGAGGAACGAGAGAACAGAGAAAGAUUGAAGGCUGACUUGCAGGAGCAGAUUUUGCUGGCGAACAGGAGACUCGCCGAGCAGGCUCGUCACGAGAAGGAAAUGGACAGCUUGAGACAGAGUAUAGCUGCCGAGGAACUUGCAAAAGAGCAGAGCAGCAUCAAGGAGACCAGCGCUGCUCUUCGUAAAGAGUUGCUGGCUUAUUUGGGGUAUUUGGAGGAGCUGAGAAGAGAAGAAGCGAGGAGGAACCUGGAGGUGGAUCGAAUAAUUGCGGAAUCGACGAAGGAUGCUGAGGGCAGGCGCGAUCUCGCUGUGCAGAAGUUCAAGGAAGUGAGAAAGAGGAUGGCGGAGGACGUGGUCCAAGGAAGAGAGCAGCAGCUGAGGAUGAAGUGUGAGAGAGAGCGGGAAUUGGCUGCUUACAGUAAAGAGGAGAGGAAGAAUCGGAUGUUGAGUUACAGGAAGGAUUUGGAGGAUCAGUGGAAGCAGGCUGAGGAUGUUCGUCGCAGAGAGGCUGAGAGAGAAGAGGAACGACGUUUGGAAGAGAAGAGACGAGAGGAGGAGUACGAGAAAUUGACGGAGGAAUUGUUGCACGCUUCUGAGGAUAUCACUCCACAUCCGUUUAAGAUUUUGCUGAGAGAAUGCGCUGCUAGGUACGCCGCGGAGAAGGAGGGACUGUGCUAUUGUCCACCUCCUUUGUCUGGGGAUUCUAAUUAG